GGUGCGUGCGCGCAGUGAUUGGUGACUCCCGAGCCGAGCCGAGCGCGGCUGCAGCCCCGGGGAUUGGGCGGGCUCUGGGCUCCCAUCGAGACCUCCUGAGCCAAUGGAAAGCAUUUCCUAUUGAGCCCCCCAAGUGCUCCCUUGCCCCUCUGCUUCUUCCCCAGACAUUGGGCCCUUUCUUGUGUCCUGUUUGCUAAAGGCAUGCCGGCUCUGGCAUUCCGGAGCCUCAGUGCCUAAACAAAGGCUGGGCGAGCAAUGUCCCCCCGCCCCCGCCCCUGCUGCUGCCCGCCCGCUCCGAGGAUGAGCGCUCGGCAGUGAGGAGCUGGGACAGACCCGGCUUGGGCUGCGUUCCCUUUACGCCGGAGGACAUGCAGAAAGGCAUGCACUUUGAAAGAGCCUACCAUUGUAGCCAGCAGGGCACUGGGUCUUGCUAGCUGUCUGCUGCCAUGACCGUACUUUCUCACUCGGGAUUCUCUAGUGCCAAGAACUGUUAGAGCCUUCAGUCAAGGCCAGACUGCCAAUACAGUCCCAGCUAUCAGAGGAACAGAUUUGGAGGACCUGCCUGCACGCCCUACACUUCCGGAGCAAAGACCUCAGAGGGGUCCCAAAGUCCUGCUGGGUAGAAAAAUAUCUUUCUGCAAUAUUCAGGUCCCAGAGAAGUUACCUCUUUGAUAGGCAGGUGUUCCAAGUGGCACUUGGCCCCCUCUCACCUCCCCCCAGACUUCCCGACCAGUGUAUGGACACCACAGAAUUCCAUUGCAGCAGCUUCCAGAAGCCCAGCCUGAAAUUGGAAUGGGAAACUCCAGCACCAACCAGACAUGUUUCACAGAUGACUCUUUUAAGUACAAUCUGAAUGGCGCAGUUUACAGUGUCGUGUUCAUCCUUGGCCUGAUAACAAACUGUGCGUCCCUCUUUGUCUUCUGCUGUCGGAUGAAGAUGAGAAGCGAGACUGCCAUUUUCAUCACCAACCUGGCCCUCUCUGAUUUGCUCUUUGUUUUCACCUUGCCUUUUAAGAUUUUUUACAACUUUAACAGACACUGGCCUUUUGGCGACACCCUCUGCAAGAUUUCUGGGACUGCGUUUCUCACCAAUAUCUAUGGAAGCAUGCUUUUCCUCACCUGCAUCAGUGUCGACCGAUUCCUUGCUAUUGUCUAUCCCUUCCGUUCUCGUACCAUCCGGACAAGAAGAAACUCGGCCAUCGUGUGUGCAGUGUGGAUACUGGUCCUCAGCGGGGGGAUCUCCGCCUCGCUGUUCUCCACAACCAACGUCUCCAACUCCACAACAACCUGCUUUGAGGGCUUUUCCAAGCGCAUCUGGAAGACCUAUCUGUCCAAGAUUACGAUAUUUAUAGAAGUGGUAGGCUUCAUCAUUCCUUUGCUCCUGAACCUCACAUGCUCUUCCUUGGUACUGCGAACCCUGCGAAAACCUGCAACACUGUCCCAGAUUGGAACCAACAAAGAGAAAGUGCUGAAGAUGAUCAUUGUGCACGUGGCCAUUUUCAUCGUCUGUUUUGUGCCGUACAACUCUAUUCUCUUCCUCUAUGCUCUGGUCCGCUCCCAAGCCAUAACCAACUGCUCCCUGGAGAGGUUUGCCAAAACGAUGUACCCCAUUACAUUGUGCAUUGCAACACUCAAUUGCUGCUUUGACCCGUUCAUCUAUUACUUCACAUUGGAGUCCUUUCAGAAGUCUCUUUAUAUCAACACCCAGAUCAAAAUGGAGUCGCUUUUCAAGACUGAAACCCCACUGACGGCAAAGACUUCUCUUCCGGCGAUUCAGGAGGAGCUCAGUGACCAGGCGAUGACUAAUGGGGGAGAACUCAUGUUGGAAUCCAACCUCUAACCGUGCUACAGAUCUCACAUUCAUUCCAUAUCAUACGACAGCUUCCCAAUGAUGAGACCCUGAGCAACAGCUUUGAGUCUAAUAUCACAGAAACCAGAGACACGAUGCCUGCCUCCAGGAGGACCCGGAUUCUUGUAGUAACACAUACCACUUUUUUCCAAUACCGACAGGUCUAAUGCUGUUCUAACAUCCCAAGGGAGUACUGGA
Messenger RNA from Phascolarctos cinereus (koala), 2046 nucleotides. It is a transcript of the gene LPAR4, whose product is annotated as lysophosphatidic acid receptor 4. Gene Ontology annotation, molecular function: lysophosphatidic acid receptor activity. Gene Ontology annotation, cellular component: plasma membrane. NCBI's taxonomy places the organism in Eukaryota, Metazoa, Chordata, Mammalia, Diprotodontia, Phascolarctidae. Gene Ontology annotation, biological process: phospholipase C-activating G protein-coupled receptor signaling pathway; positive regulation of Rho protein signal transduction. The record is from RefSeq and is a predicted model, not a curated record.